AUGAACCAAGUUUUUACCAAGAAAAGCAGAGGAUGUUCCAAAGGAAUCGGCAACCGUUUCGAAGAACAAAGACUUACAUUGCGGAUACACAGGGGUAAAGGUUCUUCCGGAAAACGCACAUAUGGUUCACCGCAUAGUAACGGCAGUAACAGCACCACCACCACUGGCAGCGCCAGUGCUAGUCCCAGUCCUUCCACUAGGGGGCGCCAAGAAAAAGUCAAGAUUAGCGUUAGUCAUCCAUCGUCUGAAAAUUUAGCACCGUCGUUGUUGGCGGUCACACCUACCUCUCCAACCACUCAGCCUUCCUACGCAGUACACUACUCAGUCAACGGCAAGGACUCCACGGUGAGCACGCUGCGCCGUCCCAGCGGCGGCCAAGAAACCCACCUGCGAGUCCACCGUCUCGGCUCCCAUCGGCGCCCUUCAUCCAGAAGGUCCAGCAGCUGCGACAGCACCUGCGAGCGCGCGUCCAGUCCAAGCCCGAGCGGCUGCGAAGAUGGUACUGGUAAGAGGGUUAUGUCCAGAAGAAUGGGCAGAAGAAACAUUAAGACGCAGGUUGGUAUGGCUCCCGCUACUUUCGGUAUUAUCAAUUUAUGGACCUUCAUCCAUAGCGGGUUAAAUACAAUGGCGGAUUUACCAGUAAGCAGUAGAACCCUCGGAAAUUAUUAG
Messenger RNA from Diabrotica balteata, 669 nucleotides. NCBI's taxonomy places the organism in Eukaryota, Metazoa, Arthropoda, Insecta, Coleoptera, Chrysomelidae. The record is from the annotation of a GenBank genome assembly.